Molecule: messenger RNA, 340 nt
Organism: Protopolystoma xenopodis
Lineage: Eukaryota; Metazoa; Platyhelminthes; Monogenea; Polystomatidea; Polystomatidae
Source: the annotation of a GenBank genome assembly
GUAAGAUUUCCCCGACGCCCUAACGCCGACCUGGGCUCGCCCAGUGAUUGGACAUCACGAGGCGGGCUUAUCGAGUAGCCGAACGGUCGCCGUGUUCGAGUUGCCAACCGGCCACGCCGGAGUCCCAGAUGCCCCGUCAGGUGUCGGAAGACGGAUAGGAAAUCCAGGUUUUCCUUCCGAUCAUAUCAUGCCAUGCUCGCAAGGCAAGACGAGGCGGUUUCGCAAAAGGGGACACGAACAAACUCGAUAUCGAGAACGACAAAGUGAUCCACGUCUAAGCACAACAGUGCAUCCCACCACACGAGUUCGUCGAGUAGGCCGACGACGCAAGUUGGAGUGA